Molecule: messenger RNA, 2151 nt
Organism: Tetranychus urticae (two-spotted spider mite)
Lineage: Eukaryota; Metazoa; Arthropoda; Arachnida; Trombidiformes; Tetranychidae
Source: RefSeq, a predicted model, not a curated record
AUAAAUUAUGCUAGUGCCUUUGAACCCUAUUAAUGGAUGGAUAGUAAAUUACAGAGGAAAAUUGAAAUUUUAACUGUUAUAAUUUGACCCACCCGAUCUUUUAGCAUCGAUAGGAUGGUUCAAUGUAAGUUUAUUCAAGUUUAAUUUGGCCUGAUUAACUUUUAUUUUGGUAACUUUCCAUUUUAAUUGUGUACUAUUUAUUUUCAUUGGCUAUUUUGUGGCAUUUGUUUACUGUGACUAUUAUGGUUCGGGAUUCCCUGCCAAUAGUCCUAGUUUAGACCCUGAACCGUUUGUUUAUAAAAAGAUUCCAAUACAUUAUUUAAGUUCAACUCACGGCAUUGGAUUUGCUGGCUACGGUGGAGGCGAUGGACCAAUGAGGAAAUACAUGGGAGCUUUAUCACCUUAUCACCAUGUUGGAUAUCCAAUGCCAAACUAUUCAUAUCAUCAUCCUAAGGACCCUGGAAGUGCUAGUGAAAGUGGAUCUCAUCAUGAGCAUUCAAAUCGAAACAAUCACAACAAUAACUCAAGUCGCUCUCCUCUUUUACUUGGAAUGCGAGUCAAUGGUUUUAACUGGCUGAAAAGGCCAUUCAGGAAAGGAAUUUUUGAUCGUAUUUUGGGCUAAUCAAUUUCAAAGUCAGAAUAAGUGCUUUUAUUCUGUAAAUUGGCGUUACAAGCGCAAAUAUCUCUCAAUUGUUCAAAUAUUAUACUUCUUAUGCAUAUCUAAUUUGCUCACCUUUUCAACCUUUUUUUACAAAAAAAUAUCCAUUAAAAUUCAUAUCCAACUAUAGAGACAAGUGUCUAAAUGAAAGUCAAAAGUGCAAUUGAAAAUUGAUUAGAUCAACGUAAAAUUAUAUUUAUUUACCGAUUUACGUUCAUUUUUAUCAAUUUUUUCUAAUGAAUUACAACCAGUUCUAUCUUUUCAUGCAUUAAAAAUGAAUUUUGCCGCUUUACAUACUUUUUGUUUACAUCGUCACCUGUUACUAUGUGUUUGCCUUUCCUCUUUUAUUAUUUUUUAUUUUGAUUAAUCAUUAGUGCACAAUGGAUGAUUCAAAAUUAAUUGAAGGAUUGUUGUCUUCGGUGAUUCCUGAAUUAUCUGAUCACAGUCAUAAAGGUCAGUCAGGACGGAUUGGUGUUAUUGGAGGAUGCAAAGAGUUCACUGGUGCACCUUACUAUGCGUCAAUUUCAAGUCUCAAGAUAGGAGCUGAUUUAGUUUAUGUUUUUUGUGCUUCAGAUGCUGCUAUUCCAAUUAAGUCGUAUUCACCAGAGUUGAUUGUUUUGCCUGUCUUGGAUUCUAAAGAUGUCAUUGCAACCGUGUCACAGUAUAUGCCUCGUCUUCACGCGCUUAUUAUUGGACCUGGCUUAGGUCGAGAUGAAGCACUUACUCAAACGGUUUUUUCUCUGAUUACCAAAGCUCGUGAAUUUGAUUUACCUCUUCUUUUGGAUGCAGAUUCACUCCAUUUUAUUUGUAAACAACCUGAUGUCAUCAAAAAUUACAAGAAAGCUAUAUUAACGCCUAACGCCAUUGAAUUCUCGAGAUUACAUAAUUUAAUAUUUCAACAUGAUUUGAAUGAUCAAGAACGUGACUCGCCUGGAGAAAAGCUCAAAGAGAUGUGUUCAAAAUUAGGGAAUGUCACAAUUGUCCGCAAAGGACGACAAGAUCUUAUUUCAGAUGGUAACAUGUUAAUCUCAUGCGACCAAUAUGGGUCUAAUCGUAGAUGUGGAGGUCAAGGUGAUCUAUUAGUUGGUUCAAUGGCUACUUUCGCUUUCUGGAGUCACGCUAAUAAGCAAAUGAAAGGUUCUCUUUUGGACACUAAUCAACUUAAUCCAUGCAUCUUGGCGGCAUAUGCGGCAUGUCUUUUUACGCGUAAAUGUAACAAACUUGCAUUUGAAAAAUUGGGUCGUACAAUGACCACGACAGAUAUGAUCAGAUUAAUUCCUAAGGCUUUUGAAGGACUUUUUCCAACAAAAUUCAGAUCGUGAAUUAGUUUAUCAAAAUUUAUCACCAGUUUGUGUACAGACAACGAAAUAGCAUUGCGAUUCUUAAAAAGUUCAAAUGCAAGAUGAUCUAAAUUAAUGCGAUUUCCAGUUUUAUUAUUUAAUAGUGGAAAUAAAAACCAAUUGUAUUCUAGAAACUGUUGAAUUAAAAGUAAA